AGAGGGUCAGGGUCAGUUCAGUACAGACAGGGUCAGUAUAGUACAGACAGGAUCAGGAUCAGUACAGUACAGACAGGGUCAGUUCAGUACAGAGAGGGUCAGUACAGGACAAACAGGAUCAGGAUCAGUUCAGUACAGACAGGGUCGGUUCAGUACAGUGAGGGUCAGGGUCAGUUCAGUACAGACAGGAUCAGGAUCAGUACAGACAGGAACAGUACAGGCAGUGUCAGUACAGACAGGGACAGCCUGGGUAAGUUGAGGGUCAGGCCCCGGUUCCUGACGUGUCGGCCCUUUCCCAGAAUGCUGUCUUUGCCACGUAUUGAGCCGGAGCGGAUCCGGAUCUUCGUGUGAAAACUUCGCCUCCUGAGUCCGGCUGGUAAUGGGGGGCUCUCAGAGUGUGGAAAUACCCGGCGGAGGCAGCGAGGGAUACCAUGUUCUCCGAGUUCAAGAAAAUUCCCCUGGUCACAGGGCUGGCUUGGAGCCUUUCUUUGAUUUUGUUGUUUCUAUUGGGGAUGCUAGAUUGAAUCAGGACAAUGAUACUCUAAAAGAACUUUUGAAGGCCAAUGUGGAGAAACCAAUUAAAAUGGUUGUCUACAGCAGCAAGACACUCAAACUAAGAGAAACUACAGUAACUCCCAGCAACAUGUGGGGAGGUCAAGGCUUGCUUGGAGUCAGCAUUCGCUUCUGCAGCUUUGAGGGAGCUAAUGAAAAUGUGUGGCAUGUGUUGGAAGUGGAACCAAAUUCUCCGGCUGCUUUAGCUGGUCUUCGUCCUCACACAGAUUAUAUAAUUGGAGCAGACACUGUCAUGAAUGAGUCUGAAGAUCUCUUCUCUCUGAUAGAGACCCAUGAAGGAAAACCUUUGAAAUUGUAUGUCUACAAUACAGACACAGAUAACUGUCGGGAAGUAGUUAUCACACCAAAUACAACGUGGGGUGGAGAAGGCAGCCUAGGGUGUGGCAUUGGAUAUGGCUACUUGCAUCGAAUUCCAACUCGUCCAUUUGCAGAGGGUAAAAAAAUAAGUCUUCCAGGACAGAAACCAGGCACACCAGCCAGUCCAUUAAAGGAUGGUUUCACAGAGGUUCAACUAUCUGCUGUUGCCUCACCGUCUGCUGCAGCCAGCCUACAGCAGGGAUUAUCAGGACUUUCAUUGGGUACUGCUCCCUCUUCUGCUCCCAGUGUUCUUAAUACAGCUGUUCCAACGGUUCCAUUGUUGCCUUCAUCGAUGAAUUCAUCUCCAGGCAUAGUUUCAACAACAAAUGUAAAUGUUGAUGCAACCAUGCCAGGUCUAAUGCCGUUGCCAAGUGGACUUCCUAAUUUACCCAACCUACCUAACUUGAAUAUCCCCCUACAAAACCUUGCUCCAGUAACCUUACCAGGAAUAGGUGUGAUCUCUCCACCAACUGGUUUUCCACCAACUGCUCAGAUGCCGCCACUCACGCUUCCUGGACUGCCCCCCCUUACAAUGCCCACCAUGUUUCCUUCACAAUCGCCCUUGAUUACUGAAGCAAAAGCUGGUCUAACUGAAACAAUUUCUGCCAUUUCUACAGGAAUAGGUGGUUUUAAUGUUCCUGCCUCUGCUGAACAAACCCCUGCCCUCAUUUUGGAUACUGGAACUGUUUCCAUGACAACUGCUGACAUCAAGGCAACUGCAUCACCUAAUGCAAAUAAAGAUGAACCAUCUUCCAUUUCCACAGACACACAAGCUUCUUCUGAGUCUUAAAACAAGAGUUGAUUAAUGUAUUUAUUCAGCUGCAGAAAGCUUGUUCUGAAAUUAAAACGUUGUAAAGGAUAGGCUGGCAUGAUCACAUCUCAAGGAGCUUUAAAACAUUGUACAUAAUUGUAAGGAUGAGGUAAAUAUAUAACCUUUAAUACAAUUGGGAUAGUUUACCACAUUAAGUCAUGGGAUUACUUUUGAUGUAAAUGGAAAAUAAAUUAUUUUAUCAGAUUCGGAUUCAAUUACCUCUCUUCCGCUCCCCUCGCCAGAUGAGGUUUGUUUCUGCUACAGCAUGUUUGCUGUUCAGUUAUGUAUUUGUUGCAUAUAGGUGGCAUCUUGUUUGUAAUUUCUUCUAGCCUGUACAAUUUGCAGAUCAUCAGGUCAGUAUUUGCUGUAUCAUUAAAACAUCCCACUGUUUUUAAAUGAUGAUUUAAGGGGAAUACUGUAGGUGAACAUUUAUGUGCAGCUAAAUUCCAGUAGGUGUCACUGUGAAUAUAACAGAAUAUAUUUGAAAGAGGCGAUCUAGCAAUAAAUUCUACUAGGAAAGCUUGUCCUGAAUUCACUUAAUUUCAAAUUCUGGCAUUUUUCAGAAUAUAAGGAAAAUUCUAUUUUUUAAAAAAGCCACCUUGUGAGCUUGUGUGCCAAAAUCUAAUGUUGCUUCUGUGUACUUAACCUGGAAAUCCUAUGACUUCAUGAGGAUUAAGUGAGUCAUAUGGUAUGAGACAAAGUAGAAAUGCUUGAAUGUAAAGUACUAACAGAUUCAGCAUUUGAAUAAAUGUAAUCAUGUGAAAUGUUUUGAACAUAAAUGUGAUGCCAUUUUAAAAUGCUAGCUACUAUUGAGUGGCUCUCAAUGUCUUUGAAGAAAUAAUAGACAUAUAAUACUUGAAGAAUGAGCAAAAACAUAUUGUUGAGGGGCUUUUCAUGCAAGGCAGUGGUCAAAAAGCUCAUUUGAAAAUGCAAUGGAAGCAGGAUAUUGUUAGUACUGGGAGACACAACAGGAAUCGUCGCAGUCACGAAUCUUGAACAAUUUUCAAGUUUUUCUAAUUUUAUCUCAAACUGCUUGUUCUGACUAAGCUAUAACAAAGCAGAAGCUGUCAGUAUGAUAAAGAUUUGAGGAGAAUUUAGGACUGGUAGAUUUACCAUUGGAGGAAUAGUUUAGAAUUGAGUUGAACAGAUAAUUAGCUUGUGGAUUGUAAAUUUUAGUAUAUGCUGGCUGCCCUGAUUUGUUUAACAUGCGGCUGACUACAAACCAAAGCCAGGAGCCAAUUAUUAGUAGUAUCUAGCCUGAAGGAAGCAGAGCAUUUUUAGAUAUGGAUGCAAUAAAGCUCUGUUAAUUUCCUUAUUUGAUAUAGGUUGAUGUAGAAGCUUUAGACACUGGAUAAGAAAGGAUUAAAAACUGAAGGGUAUUUUAAGCAAAUUAGUCGAAUAAAAGAUCUUUAUUGUGUCAACAGUAAGAUAGAAAGGGAUAGAAAAUAAAAAUCUAAUUAUCAGUUUAAGAUCAAAAUUGCAUUUAUUUUGUUCGUGUCCCAUUUCAAAUAAGUUUUUUUUUCUUGUGCUAGUGAUGUGAAUACCUUUGCUCUUCAAAUUAUACUCUGCUAUGAACAAAAUGUUAUUAACAUUAAAAAUAAAGCAAAGAACCGCGGAUGCUGGAGAUCUGGAACAAAAUGGAAAUUGCUGGAAAAACUCAGGUCUAGCAACAUCUGUGGAGAGAAAGCAAUGUUGAUGUUUUGGUCUGGUUACCCUUCCUUAGAAUUCUAGUCACUGGACUGAAAAAUUAUCUCUGCUUUGCCUCCACAGAUACCGCCAGAUCUGCUGAGUUUCUGCAGCAAUUUCUGAUUUUAUUACAUUACAAUAACGUAUUAGAAAAUGAAAUAUAGGAUAAGGCUAUGCUUUAUCUCCUUAUGCCCGCACCUUAAAUAAAUUUUGAAUUCAAAGUGA
Molecule: messenger RNA, 3652 nt
Organism: Hemiscyllium ocellatum (epaulette shark)
Lineage: Eukaryota; Metazoa; Chordata; Chondrichthyes; Orectolobiformes; Hemiscylliidae
Gene: gorasp2
Product: golgi reassembly stacking protein 2
Exons: 10
Coding region: 380-1720 (446 amino acids)
Biological process (GO): Golgi organization
Cellular component (GO): Golgi apparatus
Molecular function (GO): protein binding
Source: RefSeq, a predicted model, not a curated record